Messenger RNA from Paramecium primaurelia, 2137 nucleotides. NCBI's taxonomy places the organism in Eukaryota, Ciliophora, Oligohymenophorea, Peniculida, Parameciidae. The record is from the annotation of a GenBank genome assembly.
AUGUCUUAAGAAUAAGAAUUACUUACUAAAAUGAAAUCCUUAGAGGAGGAUAUUUAAAAUAGACAUAGACAAAUAGUGUCUUUGACAGAUAAGGUGGAAGAAUUACAAAGAUCAAUUUAGAAUAACUCUGAAGUAUAGAUAACUUAUAAAUAAAUUAGGUUGUUGAACUAAAUGAAAAAGUUAGAAUGCUUGAGUCUUAGAACAUAAAAUUGAUUGAAAAAAAUCAAAAUGACGUAGUAGAGUGGAGAUCAAAGGAACGUGAUUUCAAUGUAUAAAUCAAUAGUUACACUAGAAUCAAAUUCAAUAAUUACAACGGAAGUUGGGUGAAGUAGAAUCUGAACUCACUGAGACUAAAGAAUUGAAUAAACAAUUAAUCAAUAAAUCAAGUGAGUCUUCUGAUUAACAAUCACAGUUACAACAAAUUACUUAACAUUAUGAACAUCUACUAUCAGAAAAGGAUUCACAUAUUAAAGAACGAGAUGUUAAAAUAGCUGAAUAGGAUCUAAUAAUAAGCAAUUUAUAAAAAGAAUUAUCUCUUGCCUCAGAAAGGGAAUAGACAUCUCGAAUUAUUCAAGAAUAAUUAAAUGAAUAAUUGAAAAUAUUAGAAAAGAGAUAAAGCGAAUUUACAUAAUAGAAUGAAAAAAUGGCCAUUUUGAAUGAUGAAAUCAAAUCACUUAAAUUAUUAAAGGAUGAAUUAUAAAGUGAAAACACUUCACUUAAAUCUUAAUUAUCUGAAUUAACAUCUAAUAAUCAAGAACUCUAAGGGAAAGUGAAAUAAUUAGAAGAUUAAACUAAUAAAGAAUAGAUUCAAAUCUAAAAUCUAUAAGUUAAUCUCAAGGACUCAUAAAGAGAAUAUAAAGAAGAAAUGACUAAAAUUAUGUAAAUAUUGGAGAAAAUGAAAGAAAAAGUAAUAAUAUUAAUUAUAUUUAAGCAUACUAAUGAAUAGGAAUAAUACAAGUAGAGAAUGCAUGAAAGAGAUGAUAUUUUAAAAGAAGCCAAAAAACAAUUUGAAUAAACUACAAAACAAUUCGAAAAGUAUAUAUUAAUAUAUUAUAUAUUUUAGAGAAAAUAAUAAUUUAAUUACUUAAAUAUAAUAAGCAUAAAAGACAUAAACAGAGUAAUUGAAAAAGAUUUCGGAUCUGGAAUUUAAACUUAGAGAAUUAGAAUCUAAACUACAAGAGAGUAAUAGACAAUAUAUAAAAUAACUUGAACAUUCUAAAUCACUUGAUAUUGAAGUAUAUAAUUAUAAAUAAAAAAUUAGCUCAAAAAAGCUAUUUCAAUCUAAUAGAAAUUAUAAGAAUAAAUGAUUAUUAAAGAUGAAGAAAUGCAAAAAACAAAAUAGUUUUAAUUGAAAUUAUUAUAAGAAAAUCAAGAUUUAAAAACUAAAUUAGAUCAUUAUCUUUAAGUUAAUUAAAAAAGUAAAUCAAAUGAAUUACAAAAUUUAAAAAAUUAAUUAUUAGAAAAAGAUCAAGAAUUAGAAUUAUUGAGAUAAUAAUAAAAAUCAUUAGCUACUCAAUUAAAAACUAGUCAAGGAUAUGUGACUAGAUUUAAAGGCAGAGUUAAAUAAUUAGAAAUGGAUAAUACAGAAUUAUUAAAAGCUAAGAAUAAUUUAGAAACAUUAUUUCAAGAGAUCUUAGAAUAAACUAAAUAAAAAUCAAAUAUCAAAAAUUUAUCAGCAAUAUCAAAUAAUCCUACAAAAUAUUAGAUGAGUCUCUUAUCACAAAGAAAGAAUUAUAUGUAAGAAAAUACAUCAACUCAUUCAUAAGAAAAUAGAUCAUCAAGUUAAAAGUCUAAUAAUACUACACCAAAUAAAGUAGCUAAUAGUGGUGAUGUCUCAUUUAAAAGACCAAUUUAAGUUAGUGGACAUAAAAAAUCUACUCAUUCAGGUUCUUAAGAAAAUAUUUCCAUCAAAUAAUAAAAUGAACUCAAUGAAAUUAAAGAAUUAGAUGAAAGUUAAUAAUAAUAAACUAAAGUUUAACCUUAAGAUGACUCUUAACAAUAAAUUAAUUAGAUUGACAAUAAAGAAGAUACUCAGAAAUUAAUUGAAACUAAGGAAUAAGAAUAGAUUAUAAAUGAAUAAGAAAAUAAUAAUGAAGAAGUUGAGGAUUUCUUGGAUGAUCAAAAUGAUCUUGAUUGA